This is a messenger RNA of Lobosporangium transversale, 1905 nucleotides long. RefSeq names its product purine permease. The transcript has 3 exons. The record is from RefSeq and is a predicted model, not a curated record. The coding region runs from base 67 to 1905 and encodes 612 amino acids. Gene Ontology annotation, cellular component: membrane; fungal-type vacuole. NCBI's taxonomy places the organism in Eukaryota, Fungi, Mortierellomycota, Mortierellomycetes, Mortierellales, Mortierellaceae. Gene Ontology annotation, molecular function: xanthine transmembrane transporter activity. Gene Ontology annotation, biological process: xanthine transport; transmembrane transport.
UCUCUUCCCAACAAGCCAGAAGGUUCUCAUUGUCAUUAAUAAGAUUACACUACAUCUAAUUCACCCAUGCCCGAAAUUACGCAGGAACCCGAGGCUACAUCGCCUCCGGUUUUCAUUCUCGAUCCCCAUGCCAACCGCACAAGGGAAGAGGACAUCGAUCUCUCUCACACAGUAGGAAAGGUCCCGACCUGGCAAACCAUUCAGCAAUCUAUAGGAACUCGCUCUGGCUGGCUUGGUGAUUAUGACUAUGGUUUUCUCUGCACACCAACACUCCCUGGUUUUACUGUUCCAAGGAUCCCGCCAUUCUUUGGUUUGAAAGACAGACUUCCCCUGGUUCUAGCUAUCAUCAUGGGUUUCCAACAUGCAUUGGCUAUGAUUGCAGGAGUUGUUACUCCUGCUAUCAUCAUGUCUGGAACAGGCAGUCAUGGCCUCAAUUUUCCACCAGCCAUGCGUACACAAAUGGUGUCCACAUCUUUGAUCACAUCUGGUUUGCUCUCAUUGGUACAAAUCACACGUUUCAGGCUCGGAAAAUCGCGAUAUUUUCUUGGAACGGGCUUACUGUCAGUGGUGGGCACCAGUUUCAUCUUCUUGCCUGUCCUCCAGAGCUCUGUCUUCAACAUGUAUGCUUCGGGGUUCUGUGAGAGCUUUGUGGAUGCAUCGGGUACUCGUAUCUAUUCAUCAUGCCCUCAAGCUUGGGGUGCAUUUCUUGGCACAUGUAUGAUCUGCAGUCUUUUGCCCAUCUGUCUGUCGUUCCUCCCUCCUCGUGUGCUCAAGAAGGUCUUCCCACCUAUUGUUACCGGUGUCACUGUCAUGCUGAUUGGAGUCCAUCUUGUCACAUCUGGAAUGUCUCAAUGGGGUGGCGGAAAUGGUCCAUGUAAAUCCAGACCAACCACUGGUCCCUUUGUGAAUUGCCCUAACAACAAUGCCCCCCGUGCAGCCCCUUGGGGAGACGCUCAGUGGAUUGGUUUAGGCUUCUUGGUCUUCUUUGUCAUCAUGGUCGUUGAAUUCUUUGGUUCUCCUUUUAUGAAGAAUGCACAGGUUGUGCUUGGUCUCAUUGUCGGAAUGAUUGUGGCAGUAACCAUGGGAUACACUGACUCAUCAUCGAUUGAUGCAUCGCCUACAGUUACUUUUCUCUGGACUAAGACCUACCCACUCUCGAUUUAUCCACCCGCAAUUAUACCGUUAUUAAUCACAUACACAUUGGCCAUGGUUGAAAGUAUUGGAGACAUCACUGCUUCUUGUGAAGUCUCGCACCUAUCCGUUGAAGGUCGCGAGUUCGAAUCGCGAUUGCAGGGUGGAAUCCUAGCAGACGGUCUUGCCGGCUGCCUUGCGCCCCUUUUCAUGAAUUCGCCUAUGAGUUGCUAUGCACAAAACAACGGCAUCAUCUCCCUCACACGCUGUGCGAACACUCUUGCUGGAUAUAUGUGCUGCUUCUUCCUGGUCCUCAUGGGUGUCUUCUCCAAAUUUGGAGCUCUCUUUCUCAUGGUACCCGAUGCCGUGCUUGGAGGUAUGACCACCUUCCUGUUUUCUAGUGUCGUUGUCUCUGGUAUCCGUAUCUUGUCCUUCCUGCCAUGGACUCGCCGUGAGCGCUUCAUUGUUGCGACAGCAUUGACUCUGGGUAUGGGAACGUCUGUGGUCCCGGGUGUGUUGACACAUAUGUUCAGCUACACUGGUACGAAUCCUUUUGUCACUUCAUUGAUCAACUCUGCCAACAUUGUUCUGGACACCGGCUUUGCACUGGGUGCGAUUGUCAGCUGCAUCUUGAACGCACUCCUACCUUCAAACCCACCCAUGGCUGCAGAGCCAAUCAUUGAUCGCCAUGGACCUGUUCCUUCCAAUAAGGAGAUCGAGGAAAUGCAGGUUGAAGCACAGUCCAUCCAUGAGACCAAAACGGGGUACAGCUAA